CCGCCAGGAGCCUGCACAGCUCUGCACAGCAGCUGCAGGUUUUAAACAUUUGCACUCCAGUCCAGCAGGCGGCAGCAAAGCCACCGCGAAAGCUCACUGCGCAUGCGUCCAGGCUUUCACCUGGAAGUGUAGCUAGUAAACAAGCGACCACGACGCUUCGGGCAGCGAACUUCUCCCGUUCUUUUAGUUGUUCUGGUCUCCAGAGGUCCGCCAACAUGUCUAAGAUCGAGAUGCUGAGGCUGCUGAUCAACCAGCGGCUCACCGAGGCCGCGGAGGAGAUCUUCGGCGUGUUCGGCAGAACCAUAGCCGAGUACGAGGAGGAGAUCUCCCGCUCCAAGCUGGAGAUCGAGCGCCAGCGCCGGCUGCUGGACCUCCACAAGAAGCCGCAGAUCUCUCUGCAGGUGAACAGCUCAGCUCUGCCCCAACAUGGCGCCUGCAGCCUUAACCCUUUCCAGCCAUCAGCAGACCCCAGAGCCAGAUCAGAAAACACACUCCCAUCUCUCUCUGAGCAGCAGGAGUGGAGCUCCAGUCUGGACCUGAACCAGAUAAAACCUCCUCCCAUCAAAGAGGAGGACGAGGACGAGGAGCUGUGGCCGCCUCAGCGGGAGGAGACGCCUCAGACGCCGGAGCAGAACGACGGCAAGUUCGUGUUGUUCCAGAGCGGCGGUGUGAGGAACGCGCAGGACAACCACCACAUGACCUCCUCGCUCUCAACGCGGCCGUGCCAGGACCUGGACGACUCGGAGCUGGACCCCCAGCCGGGCACCUCGGUGCCGCAGACCUGCUCUGACCUUGGCGAGGACGCCCCUGAAGCUUCAGAUCAGGCUUCAGGCAACGGCCAGCCGGACUGCAUCGAACUGGACGCGCCGCUGUCCGAGGUGGUGGACUCGUACAUUUGCACCAUUUGCGGCCGUGCGUUCGCUCAGCGCGGCCACUGGGCCAAACACGUGCAGGUGCACCGCAAGGUCGAGAGCAAAGCCGACAAGUCGUACACGUGCGACAUCUGCGGGAAGAGGCUCACGCGGUUCGACGGUUAUCAGAAACACUUGAGGAUUCACACGGGUGAAAAGCCGUACUCCUGCGACGAGUGCGGCCGCAGGUUCAGCGACAACUCGAAUUACAAACGCCACAUCCGCACACACACGGGACUGAAGCAGAGCUGAGACCGUGGGACCAGGACUCAGAGCGGGAUGGACCGUCAGACCUUUGGCAGAGGAGGUUUCCAGCACAUGGCGGUCGCAUGAACACAAGACGUGUCAACGCUGUCUGGAUAAAGAUGAAUAUUUGCUCCUCCUCCUUUUUUACAUUUCAGUGAGAGUUGUUCGUUUUCCUUCAGAGACGCUGCAAAAUAAAAACCAGAACAAAUUCAGAGGUUUUUUAAAACUGGUUAAAAGAAAGAACGGAGCAGAAGAAGGCCGUGUUGGUCUCGCCAUUUUGUUUGCCAGCAGAGGAGGAAGAACUGGAUUUCAAAGAUAAAUGGACGGGAAACUCUCAAAAUAUAAAUGGAUUUUUAUAUUUCUCCACGUGAGUGUGGACAUCGUGCACCGAGACCAGGAAGAAGAGACUUUUAUAUUGUAAUUUUAUAUAUUAUAUAUUUUAACAGACUUUACACUGGUGGAGACGGUGCUGUCCUUUUACACUUACCAGUGUUUGACUUGUGUCCACUCAGUUUGUUAGGUAGUCAGGCGGUGUAGAAGUCUGUAGCACAAAAACAUCCACCAGCCGUGUUUUGAUUAAAGAAUUGAAAGAUUGGAAAGUUUUCACGUUCUUCCAUCGGAGCUGUUUCUCCUAAUGAGUCCGACUGCAGUCCCCCCCUCCUGAGGCCCCUAGUGUCCGUGAGCCAAUGGGGUUUGUCGUAUGAAGUAGGCUACCUUAGCAGUCCACCAAAAUCUGUUUCUGAACACAUUUGAGGUGAGAAAUAAGCAGCACAGAUGCCUGAAGCUUCACUCAUGUUAAAUCUACGUGGCCAAUUUUAAAAGUUUGCUCAGAGUUUCGUAGGCAGGGGCGCUACUGCGCUGCUGCUGAGACAUUUCCCAUAGAGGUUAGCGAGUUAGCCAACAUUAGCUUGAAGGUUACUGCAGACAGCCUGUGGUGCUUUCCAACAAGUUAGUCUAUAAGAAUGUCUUCGGUUAUUUAGUUAUGCUAUGGCUGAUCACAGAUCGUGCCUGUAUUGCUGUAUCAUAUUCAGAUAUUUAUAAGUGAGUGAAUAAUUUAACAGACCAGCAGGGGCGAACUGGAACUGGUCCGAGGGGCCCGAGGAGAGGGGUCUGCAGUUGGAAGCAACAACACAGGACUGAAGGUUUGGUUAGCAGCUCGUUUGUUUCUGCAGCAUGGAAUAUGUGAUCAUCUCUGUUAACAGACACUAAACUCGUGUUAAAUAAGGUUUGAUUAGGUGAGAGCUGGUUUAUACGAAGGCCGCUGUAAUUUAUGAAAACUCUGAAAUAAAACUGCAGCUGACAGCCUUUACAUCCACAGCUCCACUCUGUUCAACACAACUAUUAUGCGACUUUUGGUAACAGUGGGAUGGAUUGUGUCGCUGUUUAUCUUGACAUUUUGUUGUAUUUAUCAUCUAUCAGUAAAAUCUCUGCCUGACCUAUAAGGUAACUAUUGAGGUUCUUUUUUUCUCUUGCAUAAAACUGCAGAAUUAGUCGAAAUGUCAUGCAAAUGUCAUCGGAGCUUUCUCCCUUUUGGCAUAAAAUCAGGAUCUAAAUAUAAUUUUGUUUAUAAGUUAAAUUAUAAGUUUGUAAUCGUACAUUUGAACACAAGGCCAAAUGUUGGAAUUUCAUUUUUAAAUUGUGUUUUAUUCCAUUGUGGGCCUGUUGGAAAAGAAAGACAUGGAGCAGUGUAGGCAACUAUUUGACCUGCUCAUUUCAGACCAGCAGAUGGCAGCACAGCACUUUGUUUGAAAUGGCAUCUUGGUUGACCCACAUGGUGAUGAGGAAGAAGUUCAUAUUAUGCAACACAAUUCAAUAUGAUUUUAUUUCAGUUGUUAUAAUUUUAUAAAACACUGCAGGUUCCCUUUUUAAUGAAUAUAUAAAAAAAGAAAGUGUUGAGCAGCAGGUCUGCAGAGAAACAGUCACACAAUUACAAUUUAUAAAUGCAUUUUAUCUGAAUAAAUUUAGCUGGAGUGACCAGAAAACCCCUGCACCAUGUUAUUUACAAUAACAGUACUUGGAUGCAACCUUUUUAUAAAAACACAACAUAAAAUAUUGUUUUACUCGUGGUGGUUUUACAUUCUGCCCCUCGUACACUAUGUAAAAAGAUACCAGGGUUGCUGACCUCCUUGAACCCCACAAUCUCUUGAAGGACGCCUGGAACUUCAGGGACCCCUGCUACAUUCACAAAAACUAAGGACAAACCAAAGACCUGUAGAACAUCUUCAUGGAUUCCUAGAGGUCGUUUCAAGCAGCCGAUAAUUCCUCCAAGAAACACCAGGACGUCAUCAGUGGAGCACCUUCCAAAAAGCUAGCAAAACCCCGUCAGUGAUCAGUGAACCUUCCCUUAAUUAAGAGUCUAGGGAUAGAGGAGGAUGUUCUCUACAGAUUGUAAAGCCCCUUGUAAUAUUGGGCUAUUUAAAUAAAAUUGACUUGAAUACAUGUCAGGUGGAACUUCUAUCAGAGCAGCACUGGAUAACAGCAUUUCAACUUUUUGUCUCAGGAGGGAUGGAAAAACUCAUUUAUAUUCCAUGAUUCAUUUGACUAAAAUUAAAAUUGAAAUGAAAAGAAACAUUUCCAUCAACCAGCAGAGCUUUGUGCUUAAUCUGCCGACAAUGAGAGCAGAAUAUAAAAUACGCUGCUCGUUGUAACCGACUGGUUAUAGAGGAAAAUACUCCCUUUGUUCAGUUUGUCAAGGACCUCUGGAUCCCCGACAAGAACUACUGGUUUCGUGGGAUUCUUUCAAGCAUCCCUGGGACAUGCAUAUCCCUGGAAACCCCUCAAGAACUUGCGAACCCACUCAAGGACUUCUGGAACACCUCAAGGGAUACCUGAAAUAACCUCAAAGACUCCCCUUACCCUGAAGGACUUCUGGAUCUCCAUCAAGAACUACUGGUCUUGUGGGAUUCUUUCAAACAACCCUGGGACACCUCAAGAACUUGCGAACCCACUCAAGGACUUCUGGAACGCCUCAUGGGAUACCUGAAAUAACCUCAAAGACUCCCCUUACCCUGAAGGACUUCUGGAUCUCCAUCAAGAACUACUGGUCUUGUGGGAUUCUUUCAAGUAACCCUGGGACACACACAGAACCCUGAAACACCUCAAGAACUUGCGAACCCACUCAUGGACUUCUGGAUCUCCAUCAAGAACUACUGGUCUCCAGAAACUCCUUUGAGCCCUUUUGGGACACCUGUAAGUACCCCUGGGAUGUCUUCAAGAACUCCUGGACUUUAAAACAUCCAAAGCACUUCUGGAGCACCCGAAAGACUCCUUAAAUACACUCAAAGACUCUUGCAACAACUUCAGGGGUCCUGAAAGAGGAAUCAAGGGUCCUCUUAAAUUUAAAGAAUCUCAGAAUUGUUUCAGGAUUCCUGAAAUGGCCUGAAACCCCUUCCAAGACUCCUGAAUGUUUUCAAACACUCUCGGGACACAUUCAGGGACACAGUAGAACUUUCUGAUGGGUCUCAGGACCAUAAAACCUCAUGGACUACUAGAAAUCCCUCAAGAUCCCCUUGAUCCCUUUGGGACUGCGUCAACAUAUCCAGUACAUCAAGCUUCUGAGAAAAGCCUGGCCGUCUGUAUCUGCAGCCUGACAACAAUCCUGCUGGAUUUAAAGGACCAUCCAGCAGAUGGAGAGGACCAGGUUUGGAUCGCCGCCACAAAAUACAACCAUGUGUUUUCACGUGACUCGCUGAGGAGGACCGUUGGACAAAGUUGAAAGCUCUGCAAACAGCGAAAAUGUUCAGUGUAAACAACAGAAUCGAAUGAGUCCUGCGUCACCUGGAGGCCGAGACGUCCACUGUGGGAACCACAGAGAGUGAAACCAACCAGGCUGUCCUACCUGGGAGAGGCUGAGGUCGGGGUCUCCCAGCGGCAGGCCCUGGUGUCCGGGGGUGUGGAGGUGAGACUCUGACCGGCCGUUGGGGAUGAAGGAGCUGUACAUCUUGGGGCUGGACACGUCCAGUUUGUCCUCCUGCAGGAAGACGAAACAAAAGAGGGAGAAGGGGAGUCAGAGCGCUGAUAGCUUUCCCCGCCAGAGGAUGAUAAAGUGAGGAAAAGAGGUGUGAAACAAAUACAUAUAUAGAUACUGAGACUUUUAAUCUUU
Messenger RNA from Micropterus salmoides (largemouth bass), 5259 nucleotides. RefSeq names its product zinc finger and SCAN domain-containing protein 12-like. Bases 216 to 1163 code for a protein of 315 amino acids. Gene Ontology annotation, biological process: regulation of transcription by RNA polymerase II. The transcript has 7 exons. NCBI's taxonomy places the organism in Eukaryota, Metazoa, Chordata, Actinopteri, Centrarchiformes, Centrarchidae. The record is from RefSeq and is a predicted model, not a curated record. Gene Ontology annotation, molecular function: DNA-binding transcription factor activity; RNA polymerase II cis-regulatory region sequence-specific DNA binding.